GACAGAUACAAGGCAUCAAGUCCGACUGGAAAAUAAUGGAAAGUAUUGUCGCGCGCAAAAUAACUCAACGAAAGUGUUCGUAUGGUGCUCUUUUUGAGUAGAUUGGAAUGUGUGGCGUCUACAUAUGAGAAUAAGUUGACAUCAAAGGAGCUCUGUGACAUUGUGUAUGGAUGUGGAAUUUGGCCAAGAAAUGCUUGAGAAGAUACUGAAAAAGAGGAGGACCCAGCUCUCGGUGCCAGGCGUAAUGCAGGGUCUUGAAAUUCACUUUUAUUAUGAUGACAUCUACCCACUGGUAUACCUCAAAGGCCGCCACUCUGCGGAAGAUUUGUGCACCGAGAUUGCCAAGAAGUUUGGUAUAUCUCCACUCUGUAACAGUCUGUUCGCCCUGUACAAUGAGGACGAUAAAAUAUGGUAUCCUCCCAAUCACAUCUUUGAGAUAAAUGACGCAACUCCCUUAAAACUUCACUAUCGCAUGAGGUUUUACUUCGCCAACUGGCAUGGAACGAAUAAGAACAUUCCAGCUGUGUGGAGGCGCACGCUGAAACGGAAUGGGUCACACGGCACAGCCCUUCUGGACGUUGCUUCGCUGGCUUACCUUUACGAACAGUGUCAGUAUGACUUUGUAAAAGGCCAUGCUCCAGUGAGAAACACCACGAAUGAAGAUGACAUCCAGCAGAUAGAAAAUGAGUGUUUGGGCAUGGCCGUCAUGGCUAUCUCACAUCAGGCUAUGCUGAGAGAUCUGCCCAUCCAGAAGAUAUCCAAGAAAAACAGGUAUAAGAACUGCAUUCCUAAGAAUAUGAAAGACGACAUCAGCCACAGGAGUAUUCUCACGCGCCAGCGGAUUUCCAUUGUCUUCAGACGCUUUCUGAAGGAGUUCAACAGCAGGACCAUCCAGGGUAACAACGUGACCCCGCAUGACUUGAAGGUCAAGUACAUCUCCACGAUGGAAACUCUGACCCAGCACUUUGGUUCUGAGCUCUUUGAGCCCAAUUCUCUCUAUGUACUGGACAGUGAGGGGACACACAGUGGAACGGCCGGGCCAUUCCAGGUGCUCGUGUCGGGGAACUUUGGUAUUAAGUGGCGCAAAAAACCUUCAGAGACCCCUGUUUCAGCAUCAGACAUCCAAGGGAGGAACAGGUCUCAGAGGAGGAACAGAAGUGGUUGGCAGGGUCAACAGCUGACAAACAGCGCAAGAAAUGACGACUGGACUGUAUUUGCCGAUUUCCACGAGAUUACUCACAUUGUUAUCAGAGAUUCUGUGGUCACGGUUUUCAAACAAGACAACAACAAAAUGGAGCUGAAACUGUCAAAGGAGGCACAGCCCUUGUCCUUUGCCAGCCUGGUGGAUGGUUUUUUCAGGCUGACUGUAGAUGCGCAUCACUUCCUGUGCACAGACGUGGCACCUAACUCUGUAGAGAUUAAGUUGCGUGAUGGCUGUCACGGUCCAAUAAGCACUGAUUACGCCAUGCACAAGCUGAGACAGGAGGGCAAUGAGGUGGGCAUGUACGUUCUCCGCUGGAGCAGCGCCGAAUACGACCACAUCCUCCUCACUGUCAUCUGUGAAGAGAGAGAUGCGUAUGGAUCCGAGCUCACAAAGAGUUUCAAGAACUUCCAAAUCAAGGCGUGUGCGGACGGCUAUCGUCUGUGCGGCACAGAUAUACUGCAGCCAACCCUUAAGGCUCUGACGGAUUACCUGUCCGGACAGUGCCUCAGAUCGGAUCAUGUGAGCCUGCGACUCUCCAGAGGCUGUCCACCCCAGCCCCGAGAGGCCUCCAACCUGCUGGUGGUGACAAGACCAGACGCGGCUUCACCUCCUCCCCCAGACUGCCAUGUUAUCUUUCACAGAAUUCACAGUGAAGACAUAAUUCAGAUGGAGCACCUGGGGCAUGGCACCCGUACCAAUAUCUAUGCGGGCAUGCUGAGGGUCAGGAGUGAGGAUGAAGAGUAUCCAGGGGAGAGAGAGUCUCCUCAGCAGGUGAAGGUGGUGCUGAAGGUGCUUGGGGCCGGACACAUUUCUGCAUUCCUGGAGACAGUCAGCAUGAUGCGUCAAGUCUCCCAUAAACAUAUAGCUCUGCUGUAUGGGAUUUGUGUGCGUAACAUGGACACUAUCAUGGUGGAGGAGUUUGUACAUCACGGUCCGCUGGAUCUCUUCAUGCGUAACCAUCACUUGUGUCUCACUCCUUCCUGGAAAUUUCAGGUUGCUAAACAGUUAGCAAGUGCUCUCAGCUAUCUGGAGGAUAAGAAGCUGGUCCAUGGGUAUGUGUGUACCAAGAACAUUCUGUUGGCCAGAGAUGGCAUGGAUAACGAAAGUGCCCCCUUCAUCAAACUGAGUGACCCGGGUCUGCCCAUCACCGUGCUCUGCAGAGAGGAGUGUAUUGACAGGAUCCCUUGGAUUGCUCCGGAAUGUGUGAAGGAUCCCAGAGCCUUGAGCAUUGCAGCAGACAAAUGGGCAUUUGGGACAACCCUGUGGGAGAUCUGUCACAACGGAGAGGUGCCACUCCACGGCAAAAAACUCACUGAGAAGGAGAGGUUUUACGAGGCUGAGUGUGCCCUGGUGACUCCAGACAGCAGUGAGCUGGCUGAUUUUAUCACCCAGUGCAUGAACUAUGACCCCAGGAAGAGACUGUUUUUCAGGGCCAUCGUGAGAGACUUGGACCGACUGGAAGAGCAGAAUCCAGUGAUGGUGACCAGUACCCUUCCCACUCAGGAAGUGGAUCCAACCAUUUUUGAGAGAAGAUUCCUCAAGAAAGUCCGAGAUCUGGGAGAGGGCCACUUUGGGAAGGUGGAGCUGUGUCUGUACGAUCCCCACGGUGAUCAGACAGGUGAUCUGGUGGCUGUGAAGUCACUUAAAUCUGAGAGCGACGGGCUGGAAAGCAACAACCUGAGGAGAGAGAUCAACACCAUGAGAGAGCUCUACCACAACAACAUUGUCAAAUAUAAAGGAAUGUGCAACGAGGAGGGGGGAAGAACCAUUAAACUGAUCAUGGAGUACCUGCCCUUAGGCAGUCUGAAAGAGUUUCUCCCCAGGAACAAGCCUCAAAUAGACCUGAAGAGACUGCUACUCUAUGCUGUUCAAAUAUGCCGGGGUAUGGAUUACCUGGGAUCCCAAAACUACAUCCACAGAGAUCUGGCAGCCCGUAACGUGUUGAUGGAGAAUGAGAGCUUGGUGAAGAUCGGAGAUUUUGGCCUGACCAAGAGCAUCAAAGAAAACGAGGAUUAUUACAGAAUGAGGGAAGAGCAGGACAGCCCUGUCUACUGGUACGCUCCUGAAUGCCUUAUUCACCGCAAGUUUUACAAGGCCUCCGAUGUGUGGUCCUUUGGCGUGACACUGUACGAGCUUAUGACCUACUGUGAGCGGAAAAGCAGCCCGCCCGAGAUUUUCUUGAACAUGAUUGGUCGAUCCCAAGGUCAGAUGACCAUGACCAAACUGGUGAAAGCUCUAGAGGAUGGUUGGAGGCUGCCACACCCAACCUACUGUCCAGAUGUGGUUUAUGCACAAAUGCAGAAGUGCUGGAGAAAGGCUCCUGAGGAUAGGGUGGAGUUCAAAAGCCUUAUUCAAGUGUUUGAGGACCUCAUCUCCAAAGAAGAAUUCCUAUUUUAAACUCUCUGGAAAAGGCUCAAACUGAUGGUGUUUUUCUCCGUGAGCCCUAAACAUUCACACAGGAUCCCAUCAGCCGUGACAAAAGAGGUUAAAGAGAUAGCAGCAUGAGACAAAUGUUAUUUGAAUAAUAUUGAGUGACAUGAGCUAUAGACACUGCUUAGCAGAGUAUUUUGGGGCUGAAAUUGAUAUUGUUGCAACUCAUCUGUUAGAACCAAGCUAUAACUAUAGCCUUCUCCUAAGGGUGCGUUCAUGCCUUUGGUUUUUGUGGGAAGCAUAAAUUUUUCUCUUGUUACUCUGAUGAGCCAUCAAAUGCUGUGAUAACAUGCUUGUGAGAAGACAUUUCAGUAAUAAUGCAGAGACGUGUAUCUGGGAUAUUUUAACAUAAGAGGCAGUACAAAUGACAAUAUAUUUUUUAAUCACUAUUAUGAUUAUUUAGCAGAUGCUCUUAUCCAGGGAAACUUAUGAAUUUUCUAUCAAAUUACACCUUUCAUUCUUAUUUUUAUACACUUAACGGUUAUUGUUAUGUUGUCUUGCAGUUAAAAAAUGUUUGUUUUUAUUUCUAGUAGUUGUAGUGUGUGGAGUUAAAUGUCUUUAAGUGCAGUAGGGCAGAGUUUGAAAGCAAGAAUAUUAUAAUUAUGAAAGAGAGAGAGACAGAGAGAGAGAGCACACUGCCAGGCAUAAGGAAAUGAUAAUGUUCUGUGGUUUCUCUCAUUCUUCAGGAAUGCAGAAGCAGAGCAAGGUUCAGUGCAAUAAAGACCACAAUAGUCAUUUUUAAUGAAAAUGUCGUUCACAUAUAAGAGCUUCCUCUGUAAAUACGACUGACCAUGAAAUGAACGUGUUCAGCUGUACUUCAGAGGAGCUUAACAUGUAUGAAUAUGUAUAACUUUAACUUACGCUCCCUACAUUUAAAAAAAAAAAACAACAAAAAAAAACAACUAAUAAAGAUCUGUGUACAAA
Chanos chanos (milkfish) is the source of this 4558-nucleotide messenger RNA. Its product is annotated as tyrosine-protein kinase JAK1. Lineage: Eukaryota; Metazoa; Chordata; Actinopteri; Gonorynchiformes; Chanidae. The record is from RefSeq and is a predicted model, not a curated record. The transcript is spliced from 24 exons. Bases 167 to 3601 code for a protein of 1144 amino acids. Gene Ontology annotation, cellular component: cytosol; cytoskeleton; membrane. Gene Ontology annotation, molecular function: non-membrane spanning protein tyrosine kinase activity; growth hormone receptor binding; ATP binding. Gene Ontology annotation, biological process: intracellular signal transduction; cell surface receptor signaling pathway via JAK-STAT; tyrosine phosphorylation of STAT protein.